Molecule: messenger RNA, 1815 nt
Organism: Penicillium alfredii
Lineage: Eukaryota; Fungi; Ascomycota; Eurotiomycetes; Eurotiales; Aspergillaceae
Product: putative regulatory factor Sgt1
Exons: 3
Coding region: 1-1815 (604 amino acids)
Cellular component (GO): nucleus
Source: RefSeq, a predicted model, not a curated record
AUGGCUACCGAGGAGGAUAUCGCUUGGUUUAGGUCCACCUUUCAUCCUAUCCCGAAACCACAGCUCCCAGAUGACUCGGUUGAGUACUCCGUUUAUCACAUUCCUUCCCCCGCCCCCGCCGUUAUCGAUGAAGCUGCCGAAACACGGGCGCGAUUGCUCGAGGUUCAACGCACGGCAGCAGAUCUGACUAAAGACCUGCUUAAAGACUACAUUUGGCAGCGGGAGGCCUUUCGCUUGGAGAUUAGCAAGGAAGAUGGUAUCACUUCGCUACAGGGACACACGAACUACGGCGACUCGAUCGAAGACGAAUGGUUGAUUGUGUACAUCCUCCGUGAAUUGACCAAGCGACAUGAAGACAUUUGGGUGAAAGUGGGGGACAGCGAUGGCGAGUUUCUUCUCAUUGAAGCUGCGGGGACACUCCCAGCAUGGUUGGAACCAGAUGUCGCAGAAAACAGGGUGUGGAUUCAUCAAGGAGAGCUCCGAAUCAUCAAGCCCAAGCAGGAGACGAAGAGAACGGUCACCGAGAAAAUAACUCUCCAGGAAGCACGAAAGGUCAUCCAAGAAGAGCCAGGCCGGCUCCUGCACUCCUCAAUCAUCCAGGAAGAGGCCUUCUACCGACUGCGCAACUACCCUCGGCAGAUCAACGAGAAUCUGCACUCCGCCAUCGUGACAAUUCCCCGUAAGGUGGCUUUUCUUCUUCACCAAAAGCCAGCUUAUAUUUCUCCCUCUGUAGAGGCAUUCUACAUCCGUGAUCCGAUUGCCCUACGACCACUCCGUGCAAAGGACGCUUCCGGGCUCGUGUUUCAGCCAGAUGACUUGGUCACCGUCAGUGUUCGCUUUACUAGGGUCGGAUAUGCACAACUGAAAAGCCAAGAUUUCCCUGUUCCAAGCACUUGGAUUGGUAAUUUGCCAUCAACCGAUGACCAAGAAGCAUAUACCCGCGCGGAAACGGGUAUGAAGCUGGCAUGUGGGUUCGAAAUGCUGCUCUACGAUCCUCAAAACCAAGACAAAGCCUCGGUCCGGGAAAUGAAACUGUUGCUCGAGGAUGUGGACACUGGGGAUGAGAAGCUCCCCACGAACGAGGAGAUCGACAAGACGUGGGACAAGCGAGAAGACGACGAGAAGUGGCUCGACAUCAACUUUGAAGAUCUCGACCGAGAACUCAAAGGGAAAGGCCAGGCGAGGGGAACCGAGGCCGGCAGCUUUGGCGACGCUGGCGCCCAAGCAAAUCUGCAGCGGAUUGUGGCUCGAUUUGAAGAGUUCUUGAACGAUAAUUCCGCUGGUGUCGACGGAGCCGACUUUAUCGAUGACUUUGGAUCAGACUCCGACGUCGAUGAGGAGGAUGACGAGGAGGUUAGUAGCGACGGGGAAGAUAAAGAUGCAUCUUUCGACGAGGAAGAAUUUUCUCGGAUGAUGAAGGAGAUGAUGGGCAUGCCAUCUGCAUCUGGCCAGGAUUCGUCCCGCACAGCGCCUAUUCGCAAUCGCGUAGAAGAACUGGACUCGAAACUGGAAGAGGACGACACGGAACAGAUUCAGGAUCUGACCCGACAAAUGGAGGCCGAACUACGGGGCACCGGUGUUCUCGAUCUGCACCGGCGCCAGCAACAGUUGUCCGAAAAAGAAGGCACCUCUAAAGAAAAGACGGCUGAGACCUCUGGUCUGGUUGACGACCUGGAGAAUGAGGAUGAGAACGUGAAUAUCAACCUCGCCAAGAAUCUGCUGGAGAGUCUCCAGGGCCAGGCGGGUACCUCGGGGCCGGCAGGGAAUAUGCUGUCGAUGUUGAAUUUGCCUAUCCCCAAAGACGACCGUCGAUGA